Molecule: messenger RNA, 844 nt
Organism: Cuscuta campestris
Lineage: Eukaryota; Viridiplantae; Streptophyta; Magnoliopsida; Solanales; Convolvulaceae
Source: the annotation of a GenBank genome assembly
GAAAGUUCUUCCGGGAGAAGAUGUUGAAGAACGGGACGGUAAUGCCUAUGCCAGACAUUCGGGAUAAGAUGCCCCAAAGGUCGUUUUUGCCCCGCGCCAUCGCGGCAAAGCUCCCGUUCUCCGCCGCGAAGAUCGGGGACCUCAAGCGGCUGUUCCACGCCGCCGACGGCUCCGCCAUGGAGAAGAUCCUGGCCGACACGCUGGCGGAGUGCGAGCGGGCGCCGAGCCGCGGCGAGACGAAGCGGUGCGUGACCUCGGUGGAGGACAUGAUCGACUUUUCGACGAGCGUGCUGGGGCGAAACGUCGUCGUACGCACGACGGAGAACACGGAGGGAUCGAAGAGGGACAUAAUGGUAAAUUCGGUGAAAGGAAUCAACGGUGGAAAAGUCACCAGAUCCGUCUCCUGCCACCAAAGCCUGUACCCUUCCUUGGUGUAUUACUGCCACUCCGUCCCCAAAGUCCGGGUCUACGAAGCGGAUAUUUUGGACCCGAAUACCCGGUCCAAGAUCAACCACGCUGUCGCCAUCUGUCACAUUGACACGUCAUCUUGGAGCCCCACCCACGGAGCCUUUCUCGCCCUCGGGUCGGGUCCCGGCAAAAUCGAGGUUUGCCACUGGAUCUUUGAGAACGAUAUGACUUGGGCCGUUGCAGACUAAACCCGGCCCACCUUUUCGCGUUUCAAUCGCGUCGACCCGGGCGGGUUUUAAAGGAAAAGAAAUAAGAAGCCGCUGUUUCGACCCGUUUUGUCUCAUAAGAUCGCCUAGUUCACGUCUUCCAAGUUACAUGUGUUAUGUUGAGUAAAUAUUUUACUCCCUCCGUCCCAAAAUAGAUUACAAUAUUUCCU